Molecule: messenger RNA, 318 nt
Organism: Spirometra erinaceieuropaei
Lineage: Eukaryota; Metazoa; Platyhelminthes; Cestoda; Diphyllobothriidea; Diphyllobothriidae
Source: the annotation of a GenBank genome assembly
AUGGCAAACGCCGCAGUCUCAGAGGCAUUCACAAUGACCAACCGAGUGAAGGCGGGCUGCUCACUCGCUCCCAUCCUCUUCAACCUCAUGUUCUUUGCCAUCUUAAUGGACGCCUACCGUGGGGAUCGCCCUGGGAUCCACCUGGCCAACAGAAUUGACGGUCAUCUUUUCAACGGUUCGACUAUCUACGACAUCAGCCUACGAUCUGUUCUUCGCCGACAGUUGUACGCUCAACACCACGUACGAAGAGGACAUGCAGUGAAGGAUGAACCUCUUCGUCGCCGGGUGCAUCAACUCCGGACUGACCAUCAACACUAG